This is a messenger RNA of Owenia fusiformis, 1944 nucleotides long. The record is from the annotation of a GenBank genome assembly. NCBI's taxonomy places the organism in Eukaryota, Metazoa, Annelida, Polychaeta, Sabellida, Oweniidae.
AUGAAUUCCUUGAAUGUAAUACAAUUCCUGAUGGCAGCUGUGGUUACCAUAGCAACAUCAAAGAUUCAAACAAACAAGACAUUGAAAAUUUUGACGAUAGAAAAUGAACCAUGGAUGAUGAUUGACCCCAACAAGACAGGUUUGGCUGCCUAUUCUGGGUACAUGGCUGACUAUGUGCGAAAACUGAGUGAUAAAACUGGCUUUUCAUAUGAGUUCUACUCUUCUGGUCUCGCAGAUGUGAUUCCAGGGAAACAUGAUGGGUUAUUGAAUGAGAUGGUCACUAUGGGUGCAGAUGUGGUAGCAGCCCCAAUACUCAUAACUCCAGAAACAUCAAAAGCUGCUUACUUUAUCCAUCCAUUACAACAGACAGGGAUCACAAUUCUAAUACGAAGACCAUCAAAGACAGAAGUAGCAGCAGCCCAGCUAGCAGGAUUCUCUGUCUUAAAACCUUUCUCAACUGGACUGUGGUUGAUAACAAUUGCUGCAUUUUUGUUGACGACUUUGUUACUAUGGAUAUGCAACCAUUAUAACCCAUAUGAGUAUGGAACUAUGGCUGUACGAGGUCGCAUAGACAGGAGAGAGGCUGAAGCUUUUACCUUUCAAGGAUCUUUAUGGUUUGUCUUCACUACUCUGCAAUGGCAAGGUUUUGAAAGAUCCCCACAUUCCAUAGCAGCCAAAAUCCUCUCUAGUUUCUGGUUUGUUUUUGUCACACUGACAUUGGUGACGUACAUUGGAAGCCUCGUGAACUGCCUGUCAAUCUCUGCUACAGCUCCACCCCCUCAACGACAUCACAUUAUCAACAGCAUAGAGGACUUAUUUUCCCAGGAUCCUGUCCUCGUGAAUUUUGGAUGGAUUAGAGACUCAAGCACAGAUGCAUAUUUCAAGAAAAGACAUGGAAUGAUGUACCAUUUGAUGAUAGCAUACAUAGACAAACAAGAAAAGAACAUUGUGAAUUCUCUUGAAGAGGGAAUAGCCAAAGUACGAAAUGAAAGUUAUGCCCUUUUGGUUGAGAAAUUAUUGGUGAAGUCGUACAUUAAUCAGAAGCCCUGUGAUUUAAUAUCUGUUGGUGAGCCAUUACAUACCAGGGGAUAUGGUAUAGCUGUAGGGAAAAACAUAAGUGAAGAUAUACUAGAACCAUUUCAUCAGGCAACUCUAGAAAUGCAGGAACAGGGUGACCUUGAUGACCUUGAGAGAAUAUGGUGGGGAGACUGCUAUAGAGAGAACACAGUGGAGUCACCUACUCCAGCUACAUGGCUCACCAAGGGCAAGGACGAUUCUGGGAUUAUUCCUAUCACUGUGCCAAUGUUUGCAGCCCCCCUCAUCAUCCUGUUGUGUGGCAUAUGCAUCACUGCCUUUGCUUUCUUGGGUGAUGUUCUUCAUUAUAAAUAUUAUGGAAGGUAUGCAACACGUGGGGGUGCAAUAGGCGGCCCAGUAGAUGAGAUGAAUGACAACCUUACAGAACAUCAGAUCACGGAAGAAUUAAAACAAUAUUAGUCUUCAUUGCAAGACCUGCCUGUUUGUUUGGCAAAACAUUAUCUUGUAGAAAAGUGAAUACUCAUUAGAAACAUAUGUAUUCAAUAAAAAUGGUGCUAUUCUUGAUGCUUCUAAAGCUGACAAUAUUAUUAUAUCUAUCUGGAAAAACAACUGAAAAUAUCAAUAUGGGGCCAUGGUAUUAAAAAUCAUACCACUUGUUUUGAUUCAGAAACGCUGUCAGAUUACUGUACAUUUCCAAAUCCAUGGGAGUUACAGUUAAUAGUAUAUCAUUGUACAUAUUUAGCUUUUAUAAAUAUUUUUGGAACAUAAUAAUGGCUAAAAGGGAUUGGUGAUUCUGAAUAACGCUUUAGAUGCUAAAUAUGACGCAUUUUAUAUGAAUGGAGGCUAUCUUACUUUUUUCAAGAGGAUAGACGAUGACGCAGAAUGUCAUUUGUAAUUAUUUUAUAUAGG